AUGGUGACGGAGUCGAAAUCCGACACCGUGGUGUACCUCCAUGGAGACCUCGAUCUUCGGAUCAUUGAGGCUCGUUACCUCCCCAACAUGGACAUGCUCUCGGAGCGCUUCCGCAGAUUCUUCUCUGCUCUAAACACAUGCACCGCCUCCAUCACCGGCAGGAAGAAGACCGAGAAGAGACACCGCCACGGAAAGAUCAUCACCAGCGACCCUUACGUCACCGUCUGCAUCGCCGGCGCCACCGUGGCUCGAACCCGCGUCAUUGCUAACUCUCAGAACCCUACCUGGAACGAGCAUUUCAAGAUCCCUCUGGCUCACCAGGCCACGGAGCUGGAAUUUUACAUCAAAGAUAACGACAUGUUCGGCGCAGACUUGAUCGGAGUCGCAUUCGUCUCCGCGGAUAAGAUCUUAUCCGGCGAAACCGUCAGCAGCUGGUUCCCGAUUAUCGGCACCUCCGGUAGGCCUCCGAAGCCUAAUUGCGCGGUUAAGCUCGAGAUGAAAUUCACGAAAUGCGAGGAUUCUCCUCUGUACAGAUCCAACAUUGCACCAGAACCUAAUCGGUUCGCCGUUCCGGAUACGUAUUUUCCGAUUCGGCAUGGAGGUUCGGUGACUCUGUACCAGGACGCGCACGUGCCGGAUUCGAUGCUGCCAGACAUUGGAUUGGAUGAUGGAGUUGUGUUUCAGCAAGGUAAGUGCUGGGAAGAUAUCUGCCAUUCGAUCUUGGAGGCCCAUCAUUUGGUAUACAUUGUGGGUUGGUCCAUUUACGAUAAGGUGAAGCUCGUUAGAGAGCCCACUAGGCCUUUACCCAGCGGUGGAGAUUUGAGCCUCGGUGAGUUGCUCAAGUACAAGUCUCAAGAAGGCGUUAGGGUCUUAAUGUUGGUCUGGGAUGACAAGACUUCGCACAAUAAAUUCUUCAUUCACACGGAUGGAGUAAUGCAAACUCAUGACGAAGAAACUCGAAGGUUCUUCAAGCAUUCUUCAGUAACAUGUGUGCUGUCACCUCGAUAUGCCAGCAGUAAGCUUAGCAUUUUCAGGCAGCAGGUUGUUGGAACACUCUUCACGCAUCAUCAAAAAUGUGUAAUAGUUGAUACUCAAGGACAGGGAAACCAUAGAAAGAUAACCGCAUUUAUAGGUGGUCUGGAUCUUUGUGAUGGGCGUUAUGAUACACCUGAGCACAGGAUUGUCCGAGAUCUUGACACUGUUUUUCAGAAUGAUCAUCAUAAUCCUACAUUUUCUGCAGGAGUCAAGUGUCCAAGGCAAGCAUGGCAUGACUUACAUUGCAAAAUUGAGGGUCCUGCUGUGUAUGAUAUACUCACUAAUUUUGAGCAGCGCUGGAGAAAAGCCGCUAGAUGGUCUGAGUUGGGUAAAAAAAUCAAGAGAGUAUCGUAUUGGCAAGAUGAUUCUCUCAUCAAGUUGGAACGCAUUUCUUGGAUUCUCAGUCCUUCUGAGUCAGUUCCAAAUGAUCAUCCUGACUUGUGGGUUUCCAAGGAAGAUGACCCCCAAAAUUGGAACGUUCAGGUUUUUCGAUCUAUUGACUCUGGCUCAGUGAAAGGGUUUCCUAAGGAUAUACUCGAAGCUGAGAAUCAGAACCUCGUUUGUGCAAAAAAUUUGGUGAUUGACAAGAGUAUUCAGACAGCAUACAUACAUGCGAUAAGAUCUGCACAACAUUUUAUUUAUAUCGAGAAUCAAUAUUUCAUCGGAUCAUCCUUUGCAUGGCCAUCCUACAAAGAAGCAGGUGCUGAUAACCUAAUUCCUAUGGAGUUAGCACUGAAGAUAGUUAGUAAGAUUAGAUCCAAGGAGAGGUUUACAGUUUAUAUUGUCAUCCCAAUGUUUCCUGAAGGUGUCCCUUCUUCGGUGGCAAUGCAAGAGAUUCUGUUUUGGCAGGGACAAACUAUGCAGAUGAUGUAUGACAUCAUAGCUCGGGAGUUAAAAGCUGCAAACCUUGAAAACAGCCAUCCACAAGACUACCUAAACUUUUACUGUCUCGGAAACAGGGAGAAUUUAACUGAAGUUCCAAACUCAAAUGCUUCUGUGAUUUCAAAUAGUAGCGAAACGGUUGCAUCUUCCAAGUACAACCGUUUUAUGGUUUAUGUACAUGCAAAAGGAAUGGUUGUGGAUGAUGAAUAUGUUAUACUCGGAUCGGCCAACAUUAAUCAACGAUCAAUGGCUGGAUCGAGAGAUACAGAGAUCGCAAUGGGUGCAUAUCAACCCCAUCAUACAUGGGCUAAGAAACAGAGGCAUCCACAUGGUCAUGUAUAUGGGUACAGAAUGUCUUUAUGGGCGGAACACAUGGGUUACAUCGAUGAAUGCUUCAAGGAGCCUGAAACUUUGAAAUGCGUCCAAAUUGUGAACAAGAUUGCUGAAGAGAACUGGAAUAAGUAUACAGCUGAUUCUUUUGCACCAAUGCAAGGGCACCUAAUGAAAUAUCCUGUAAGAGUAGAUGCAAAUGGCAAGGUCAGCUGCUUACCCGGUUUUGAGACUUUCCCAGAUGUUGGUGGCAAAGUACUUGGCUCACGCUCAACCCUUCCCUCUGCUCUAACAACAUAGCCAUGACCAACCACUAUCAAUGGAAUUUUGUACCAUAUACCUUGUAUAGUCUACGUAAAUAGGCUGCGCUUUGUGAUUACUAAGCAGUUUUCGCUGCCUCAUUGUUUGUACAAUCAGCCACUUAAUCAAAAAUCAAACCACCAGUCCUGUAGGCUAUACAUACCAA
Arachis stenosperma is the source of this 2713-nucleotide messenger RNA. Its product is annotated as phospholipase D delta-like. Bases 1 to 2547 code for a protein of 848 amino acids. The record is from RefSeq and is a predicted model, not a curated record. The transcript is spliced from 9 exons. Gene Ontology annotation, biological process: phospholipid catabolic process; phosphatidylcholine metabolic process. Gene Ontology annotation, molecular function: calcium ion binding; D-type glycerophospholipase activity. Gene Ontology annotation, cellular component: plasma membrane. NCBI's taxonomy places the organism in Eukaryota, Viridiplantae, Streptophyta, Magnoliopsida, Fabales, Fabaceae.